Molecule: messenger RNA, 978 nt
Organism: Archocentrus centrarchus (flier cichlid)
Lineage: Eukaryota; Metazoa; Chordata; Actinopteri; Cichliformes; Cichlidae
Product: carbonic anhydrase 4-like
Exons: 8
Coding region: 1-978 (325 amino acids)
Cellular component (GO): plasma membrane
Molecular function (GO): zinc ion binding; carbonate dehydratase activity
Source: RefSeq, a predicted model, not a curated record
AUGAAGUGGAUUUUAGUAGCUGCCCUUGCCGUGUGCAUCCUCGCACCCACCGCGGACUGCACGUCUGAGACAGUUGCCUGGUGUUAUCACCUCCCAUCGUGCAAUGCCUCCACCUGGCCAAAAAUUUCUCCCCAGUAUUGCAACGGCACCCGACAGUCACCCAUUAACAUAGUCUCAGCGUCUGCCAAACUGAACGCCAACCUGACUGAAUUCACUUUUGUAAACUAUGACAACAAGUCUGCGAUGAAAGCCAUAGAAAAUACUGGUGAAACAGUUAAAGUGACCCUUAACAGUGGAGUCCAGAUUUCAGGAGGGGACCUAUCCGAGAACUACGACAGUCUGCAGUUCCACUUGCACUGGGGCAACGGCUCCUCUGUCCCUGGCUCAGAGCAUACAGUGGAUGGAGUGCGCUAUCCUAUGGAGCUGCAUAUUCUGAACAGCAAGUCAUCCUACAAUGGGAAUACAACUCAAGCCGUUAAGGACUCCACCGGACUUGCUGCUCUUGGUUUCUUCAUUGAGGUAAUGCCAGGCAACUCAUCUGGCAAGCCUGAAAGCUGGUACAAUUUGACCUCUUACUUGGCCAACAUCACAACAAAAGGCCAGUCAGUUCCGAUUGCAGCUGGGUUUUCACUGAACGAUCUGCUCGUUGGGGUGGAUCGCUCUAAGUAUUACCGCUACCUUGGGUCCUUGACCACCCCGUCUUGUAAUGAGGCGGUGGUCUGGACUGUUUUUAAGGAACCAAUUAAAGUCAGCAGAGAUCUGAUUGACCUCUUCAGCACUACAGUGCGCGUCAACGACAGCAUGUCGGAACACAUAACAGAUAUCUACAGAUAUCUGCAGCCAGCGCAGCCAGUCUCAACACAGAAUAACAGCGUCACCACCAACUCCGCCUCCACAGCAUGUUUCUCAUUGGGCCUGCUACUCAGUCUUGCACUGGGAAGUUUAGUAUGCACAUACAGUCUUUCCCCAUCUAAGUAA